CUGAUAAAAAUACUGAUUUGCAUUCUUUAAGUAAGUAUUGGGUGUUCAGUCUUCAUUAGCACUGACUGUACUUUAUAAAACUAGAUUUGUCACAGUGACCAUGGUAACUGGCGAAAUUUUUUUCUGGGUCAUUGGCUGUGCAGCUGAGUAUUACUUAGCAUAGCUAUUUACAGAAGUCAUAAAUGAAAAUCCUGAUACUGUCCCUAGCAGUGACAAUAUCAAUUAUUUGGAUAUAGGUAAAGCUUCUAGUCAAACGUGUUUAACCGUGGCCUUAGCUCCAUAGAGUUGAUGUGUAGUGUCUUUAAUAAGCACUUCUGACUAUGUUCUUGGGAAUGGAUUUUAUUUUGACAAGCAAGUAUUGAACAGGGUUUGUUGUAUCUCCCUAGAUGAAAACAAGGAGUGGAAAUUUGUAGUACAGUGUGUACUUUUGAAAACAGAUGGCAGAGGGUGGUGGCAGGGUUAGGUCAAGGGUUGAUGUUCUCUUUCUUUCCGGGACCUUCUCCCUCUGAGACAAGGUGGGAUGCCACUAUUUGGGAGUCUCAUCCAGCCUUGAGAAGAAGUAAACCAGAGGCUGUCCCCCCCACACCCCCCUGUAGUCAGUCUGACUCUUCAGAUUGCACUGCAGUGACUCCUUCCAAAGUUCUGGUUUUCAUCCUUCUGUACGCUGUCGCCAUGACCCUGACAAAAGGUUCCUUCACCUACUCCAGUGGGGAGGAAUAUCGUGGCGAGUGGAAGGAGGGCCGCAGACAUGGCUUUGGUCAACUGAUAUUUGCAGACGGCGGCACCUACCUGGGUCAUUUUGAGAAUGGGCUCUUCAAUGGCUUCGGGGUGCUGACCUUCUCAGAUGGCUCAAGGCCUGCUGACUUUCCCCGACGGGUCCCACGGAAUACCCCGCAACGAAGGCCUGUUUGAGAACAACAAGCUGCUGCGGCGGGAGAAGUGCUCCGCGGUCGUUCAGCGGGCGCAGAGCGCC
Phyllostomus discolor (pale spear-nosed bat) is the source of this 973-nucleotide messenger RNA. It is a transcript of the gene MORN4, whose product is annotated as MORN repeat containing 4. Bases 475 to 912 code for a protein of 145 amino acids. The record is from RefSeq and is a predicted model, not a curated record. The transcript is spliced from 4 exons. Lineage: Eukaryota; Metazoa; Chordata; Mammalia; Chiroptera; Phyllostomidae.